GGGCCGCGCAGCGCUGUCGCAGUGAGCGCUGAGCGGAGGAGGCCGAGGCGUCCUGCACGGCGUGCGGCUGCAAGACCCGAGCGGCUUCCUGCAGCAGCAUCUGGAGGGGACGGGGGGGGGGAAAGAUGCAAUGAAAGCAGAUGCACCGGAGGAUGCAGAGCCUCGGCUCUUUAGCUCAUUAAACGGGAGGGGAGGAGGAACAGGUGAAGGCGGCGGGAGCUGCUCCGCCUUGCAGAGUUGCCCGAGCUGAGAUUUCCUCCUCCUGAGCUCCAGCUGCAGCGGGGGACAGGAGCGAGCCCGGCUCGGCCGCCCUUUGCAGGAAGCACCGGCUUCCAGGGGGAUCCGACUGAGAUUCCCAGCUCUUUUGGGGGGAGGAGAUGGAGCUCUUUUGCCUCCCGGACUCCUCCCCGCCGCCGGCCUGGAGGCCAGGAAAGUGGGGGAUCUGAGCGUUGGGAAGAGGAGGACGUUUAGGGAGAGGCAUUGGGGCCGGCGGCCAGCUAGUUGGGCAAGACCAGCCUGCUGGGUAAAUAAAAUAAUAGAAGAAGGCAGUUGGGUUUCAAAACUACUAGAAGAAGGCAGGUGGUUGUCACAACUACUGGAAGAAGAAGGAGGCAGGUGGUUUUCAAAACUACUAGAAGUAGAAGGCAGUUGGUUUUCAAAAAACUAGAAGAAGGCAGUGGUUUUCAAAACUACUAGAAGACAGUUGGAUUUCAAAACUGGAAGAAGAAGGCAGUUGGUUUUCAAAACUACUAGAAGAAGAAGGCAGUUGGUUUUCGAAACUACUUGAAGAAGAAGAAGGCAGUGGCAAAACUAGAAGACGACAGUGGUUUUCAAAACUACUAGAAGAAGGAGAAGGCAGUUGGUUUUCAAAACGACUUGAAGAAGAAGGCAGUGGUUUUCAAAGCUAUUAGAAGGAGAAGGCAGUGGUUUUCAAAGCUACUAGAAGGAGAAGGCAGUGGGUUUUCAAAACUACUAGAAGGAGAAGGCAGUGGGUUUUCAAAACUACUAGAAGGCAGUGGGUUUUCAAAACUACUAGAAGGAGAAGGCAGUGGGUUUUCAAAACUACUAGAAGGAGAAGGCAGUGGGUUUUCAAAACUACUAGAAGGAGAGGGCAGUGGGUUUUCAAAACUACUAGAAGGAGAAGGCAGUGGGUUUUCAAAACUACUAGAAGGAGAAGGCAGUGGGUUUUCAAAACUACUAGAAGGAGAAGGCAGGUGAUUUUCAAUACUACUAGAAGAAGAAGACAGUGGGUUUUCAAAACCACUAGAAGAAGAAGAAGGCAGUUGGAGAAACUGAACGUCUGUGAGGGCCUCUGCGGAGCCGGUCGCCCACCCCGAGCAGGAGUUGGGCCGGAGCGAGGGCCCGGGCCCCCGGGCGUCGGUGUCCGCGUCGAGGGCAGGAUGUGAGGGCGGGCCCGGCGGGCCUGGGCCUGGGGAUGGGGGGCCGAUGCGGCCCCCGCUGAGCCGGCGAUGGGGUCGCGGAAGGGGGCGGGCGGCCUGGGCCUGCGGCGGCCGCACAGGUUGGCCUUCCUGCUGUUCCUGUCGGGGCUGGUCACCCUGGCCUUCGGGGCCCUCUUCCUCCUGCCCGAGUCGGCCCGCCUCAGGAGGCUCUUCCUCCCGCCUCCCCCAGCCGAGCGCCCCGAGCCCCCGGGACCCCCGGCACCCCCGGCCCCGAGGGCCCGACCGCGCGCGGGAGCGGGCCGGCCCCGGCCCCUCGUCACCGCCGGCCCCCGGCCCUCCACCGCCGGCCCCAGCCCCGCCGCCCGACCCUCCGCGCCCCCCUUCAGCUUCGACUUCGCCCGCUUCCGGAGCCGCCUCCGACACCGCGUGCUGGGCACCGGCCUCGACGACCACCCGCCCGACCACCCCGGACACCGCCGCCUCAAAGUCAGAGAGAUGAUGAAGUUUGCCUGGGACAGCUACAAGCAGUAUGCCCUGGGCAAGAACGAACUGCGUCCGCUGACCAAGAACGGACACGUGGGGAACAUGUUCGGAGGCCUGCGAGGGGCCACGGUCAUCGACGCACUGGACACCCUCUACAUCAUGGAGCUGGAGGACGAAUUCCAAGAGGCCAAAAGCUGGGUGGAAAACAGCUUCAACGUGAACGUGAACGGCGAGGCCUCCUUGUUCGAAGUGAACAUCCGCUACGUCGGAGGGCUCCUGUCAGCGUAUUACUUGACCGGCCACGAGAUAUUCCGAACGAAAGCAAUCGAACUGGGAGAGAAACUCUUGCCGGCCUUCAACACCCCGACUGGAAUCCCGCGAGGAGUGAUCAACCUGGGAAGCGGCAUGAGCUGGAGCUGGGGCUGGGCGUCCGCGGGGAGCAGCAUCCUGGCCGAAUUCGGGUCUCUGCACUUGGAGUUCGUCCAUCUCACCGAACUGUCUGGCAACCCCCUCUUCGCCGAGAAGGUGAAGACGAUCCGCCAGGUGCUGAACAGGAUCGAGAAACCUCACGGCCUGUAUCCGAACUUCCUGAGCCCGGCCACCGGGAGCUGGGUGCAGCACCACGUCUCGAUCGGCGGGCUCGGGGACAGCUUCUACGAAUAUCUGAUCAAGUCCUGGCUGGCGUCGGACAAGACGGAUACCGAGGCCAAGAAGAUGUACGACGACGCUCUGGAGGCCAUAGAAACCCAUCUGGUGAAGAAGUCCGCGGGGGGGCUGACCUACAUCGCCGAGUGGCGGGGGGGGAUCCUGGACCACAAGAUGGGGCACCUGGCCUGCUUCUCGGGGGGCAUGAUCGCCCUCGGGGCCGAAGGCGCCGCCGGCCCCAAGAAGCAGCACUACGUGGAGCUCGCCGCCGAGAUCACGCGCACCUGCCGCGAGUCGUACGCCCGCUCAGACACCAAGCUGGGGCCGGAGGCCUUCCGCUUCGACUCGGGCAGCGAAGCCACGGCGACCAGACUGAGCGAGCGUUACUACAUCCUGCGCCCGGAAGUGGUGGAAAGCUACAUGUACAUGUGGCGCGUCACCCACGACCCCAAGUACCGGCAGUGGGGCUGGGAGGUGGUCCUGGCGCUGGAGAAGUACUGCCGAGUGGGAGCCGGUUUCUCCGGCAUCCGGGACGUCUACACCACGACCCCCACCCACGACAACAUGCAGCAGAGUUUCUUCCUGGCCGAGACGCUCAAGUAUCUCUAUCUCCUGUUCUCGGAAGACCACCUGCUCUCCCUGGAAGACUGGGUGUUCAACACGGAAGCCCACCCCCUCCCCGUGAACCACACGAACUUCCGCGUCCAAGCCAGCACGGCCCACUGACCCCAGGCCGGGCGUCCACCCCCCGGGGGGUCCGGCCCGUUCCCGGAACGGCAUUCGGGGGCCGUCCAUCCGUGCCCGGGCAGGAACCGGGGGGGAGGCGCC
This is a messenger RNA of Ornithorhynchus anatinus (platypus), 3356 nucleotides long. RefSeq names its product mannosidase alpha class 1C member 1 (gene MAN1C1). Bases 1470 to 3254 code for a protein of 594 amino acids. Gene Ontology annotation, molecular function: calcium ion binding; mannosyl-oligosaccharide 1,2-alpha-mannosidase activity. The transcript is spliced from 12 exons. Gene Ontology annotation, cellular component: endoplasmic reticulum; Golgi membrane; extracellular exosome. NCBI's taxonomy places the organism in Eukaryota, Metazoa, Chordata, Mammalia, Monotremata, Ornithorhynchidae. The record is from RefSeq and is a predicted model, not a curated record. Gene Ontology annotation, biological process: N-glycan processing; carbohydrate metabolic process.